This is a messenger RNA of Hyla sarda, 2516 nucleotides long. It is a transcript of the gene SAMD10, whose product is annotated as sterile alpha motif domain containing 10. Lineage: Eukaryota; Metazoa; Chordata; Amphibia; Anura; Hylidae. Gene Ontology annotation, biological process: cell surface receptor protein tyrosine kinase signaling pathway. Bases 486 to 1085 code for a protein of 199 amino acids. Gene Ontology annotation, cellular component: cytoplasmic side of plasma membrane. The transcript is spliced from 5 exons. Gene Ontology annotation, molecular function: protein binding. The record is from RefSeq and is a predicted model, not a curated record.
AAAGAGCAGAACAUCUCAUGAGAACAGGACAGCAGUGCAAAGAGCAGAACAUCUCAUGAGGACAGGACACCAGGGCUAAGAGCAAAACAAAAUAAGGACCUAAUACGUCUGUAAUCUGCAGAGCAUCUCAUGUGGCUAGGACAUCUGUUUAAUCUGCAGACCAUCACAUGUGGACAGACUUCUGUUUAAUCUGCAGAGCAUCUCACUAGUGUAGGCUGCAUAGCAUCAUCUUGUGGACAGGACAGCAGUGAAGCUGCAGAACAUCUCAUAAGGAGCUGCCACCUUUGUAGCUGCAGAUGAUUUCAUGAGCUCAGGACAUCUGUGCAGGAGAGGCAGCAGCUGGCUGUGUGACCCGGCGGUCUACACCCUCCAUCCAUCCUCACUCCCUCCUCCUCCUCCUCCUCCCUGGGUCCUGUCUCUGCUGCUGCUGCUGCUGGAGGAGGGAGGCAGCCCCAGCACCCGGCUGUCUAUGACCCGGACGCCCGAUGUUCACUGACCUUCGAGCUCGGAUCGGUGAGAGGGAGCCCGCAGGGAGAGGGGACUACAGCCCGGAGAGGGGCAGCAUGGACGCUGCAGCUCACUUCAGGUUUUGUCGGAACCUCCUGGAACACACAGUCUCUUCUGAAAACUUAAACCAUCGCUUUCGUCGGGAGAUUGGCAACAGCCUGACAUGGCACGAUGGCCGGGGAAACCGAUCAGCUGGAAGCAGGACCAUCAAACUGCUUAAACAGCCAGGCACAGAAGUGUCACAAGUCAGACCCAGCGAUCAAUACGGCAUAUAUCACACCAGUCCGUCCUUCAGCUGCCUCACUAAACCUGUUGUCCUCUGGACUCAGCAAGACGUGUGCAAGUGGCUGAAGAAACACUGUCCUCACAACUAUCUCACCUAUGUCGAGGCCUUCUCCCACCACGCCAUCACAGGUCGGGCUCUGCUAAGGCUUAACGCAGAGAAGUUGCAGCGCAUGGGGAUCAUCCAUGAGUCUCAGCGGCAAGAGGUUCUACAGCAGGUUUUACAGCUGCAAGUUCGUGAGGAAGUCCGCAAUCUGCAGCUACUUAGUCAAGCUUCCUUUGGAAACUUCUCCUAGGGCGACUUCAUCUGAAUGCCACCAGAAACAAACCAGCGGUAACAUAGGACACUGGGACAGACUGACAAACAACCGCACUCCUUUAUAUCCUGUAGUGGAUUCCUGCAUUGUGGAAAUAUCUUCAUAUAAAUCCCAGGAUCAUGUACAGUUUGAGCGGGGGGAGUCAACAUGGAUGCCUAUCUUUUAUCCUAAUAGUCCCCUUUUGCAGCAAAGUCCUCCAUCUGUGACAUAACCUUUUAUUGGGGAUUUCUUUAUAGAAAGGGUAUGAAUAGAAUUAAAGGGGUAUUCCAGGCAAAAACUUUUUUUGAUAUAUCAACUGGCUCCGGAAAGUUAAACAGAUUUGUAAAUUACUUCUAUUAAAAAAUCUUAAUCCUUCCAAUAGUUAUUAGCUUCUGAAGUUUUCUGUCUAACUGCUCAAUGAUGAUGUCACGUCCCGGGAGCUGUGCAUGAUGGGAAAAUAUCCCCAUAGGAGCUGGACAGCUCCCGGGACGUGAGUCAUCAGAAAAGCAGUUAGACAGAAAAUAGCAACUCAACUUCAGAAGCUAAUAACUAUUGGAAGGAUUAAGAUUUUUUUAAUAGAAGUAAUUUACAAAUCUGUUUAACUUUCCGGAGCCAGUUGAUAUAUAAAAAAAAGUUUUGGCCUGGAAUACCCCUUUAACUCCAAACACAAUUCAAGACACACAACUUUGUUCCACCCACUGACUACCAUAUUUUGUGAUCUAUCUUAGUAAGUGCCAAAUAGAGUUCUGCUUUGCUGUACACUCAACAUGCUCACUUGCAGGGGAUCUCCUCCUCCUGCUGAUGAUUGAUGAGUGAUACAUUAUGGUAUAAUGUCUGGUCUAAGUAAAUUAUAGUGAAUGCUUUGAGUAUGAGGAAAAAAACUAUUAAUUCCUACAAGCGUCCAGUGUUUGCAAAUUCUAAGGUGCAGCCAUUUGAGUGGGUCUGAGUGGGUAGUAUGUCACUGGGACCACCAAACUGGCAAAGGGAGUGAUAUAAGGUAGGCACUGCUUCCUGGGAAAAUGAUAUGCAAAUUAGCACUCCUUCAGAGGAAAGAAAGGUGGCUCUCUAUUGCCACCUAUUGGAGGACUCCAGUGCAAAACAGUCAGAAUGUGCAUAUAUUGUAUUAUAGUUGUACUAUAAUUAUACCAAGCCUAAUAUCUGAUGCUGCAGACAUCGUCAUUAAAGCGUUUAUUAAAAGAUGGGUAUCCUGGGAGUGGCAGCAAGUGGUAAAUAUCCUAUUGUAAUCCUGUAAUAAUUCUUAGCAAUAACAUAGAGCCCAAUCUACAGGAUAUAAUGUGGAACAGUAUAAUCUGCUGGUAGCAGCCAGGUCAGCUUUUGCUAUAUGGACAAGUAGUGGACAGUAGAGAGGAACUUUAUGUCACUGGUGUGACCUUAUAAUAUGUGCAUUUAAAGGGGUACUCCACCCCUAGA